This is a messenger RNA of Porites evermanni, 2401 nucleotides long. Lineage: Eukaryota; Metazoa; Cnidaria; Anthozoa; Scleractinia; Poritidae. The record is from the annotation of a GenBank genome assembly.
AUGGGAUCUUUCACUCCCCUAGUUUUUGGAACCAACGGUGGGAUGGGAGCCGACUGCAACUGCUUUCUUAAACGCCUAGCCGAGAAGCUCUCAGAAAAGAAUGAGGAACCUUAUCACAUUACUUGUAAGCGCCAGGAAUGUUUUCCGUUACCUUUAUAGUAUUUUUAUGUUCGCCGCGUUCUUAGUUAUUUUCGUGUUCGCGCCUUUAGUGCUGUUGUUUGGUUCAUUAGUUUUUCAUUGUCCGCGUAGCUUUGUCCUUCGUGUUAGGAUUUUUCUGCAUAUCGUAUAUUUAGCUUUUAUUGUAAUUGUUCGCGUCAGUUCUUCGUUUAGCUGCGCUUGCUCCGGUUUACAGUUUAAUGUUUGGGUUUUAGCUCGUCCUAGUUUUUCGUCCUUAUCUCGCUAUCGUCUUGUAAGUAUCUCGUUUGUUUCAUUCGCAUUUCUAGAUUGCCUUAUUGCUUUGGUUCAGUUUGUAGGUUGUUUUAUCUUGACUUUGUAUUUGUUUUAUUGUUAUUUUUCAGUACCGCUAUACUUCACAUCGGUUCACUUGUUUCCCUGCAACAGUUGUAGAAGUUCUAGAAUAAAGUUUGUGUGUUAAAAACUAUAGCGCGUAAAUGCUGCGACUAUAUUACUAUUACUUGGAUUAGAACAUUGCUUUCUGUUGAGAUUAUAAGGUCCGUACACACAUGCGUAAGAGGUUCUAGGACACGCUUCCACAAAAUUCCACAAGGGGAUUUCAUUGACGACUACCGCUUAAACGCCACCCAAGCGUGUGUGAUAAUGGCGUGAGCUCGUUAAUUUAUUUUAGUUGAAAUGACCCGUUUUUUAAUUGAAUUUUUUUCCCGAAUAUAUGAUAUUUUUUAAUGACAUGAAUUUUUUCAAUUGAAAGUAAGUGUCUUUUUUUUUCUUUAAUCGCUGAAAGGAAUAAUGUAAAUAGAACUUUGUAGUUUUUUAAGUGAAAUUAAUUGUAAAUAGGAAUUUACAUUUAGCUUUGUUAUCAAUAAAAGAUUUGGGUUUUUUUUGGUUUUAUUAUUAUUAUUAUUAUUACAAGUGAUACCGGUAAAAGUAAAUUAUAAUUAUUUUACACUAUAUAAAGCUUCGAGUUUAAACCUUAAAAUAAUAUGAUCAAAAAGGAUUAGCUUGUUCGUCUUUCUUCGGUGCCGCAUAUUUAUACAACCGAGUCACAGUUGGAGGUUGUUUGCUAUAGUGAGAAGUGAUUAUAUUUGCCUUCAUUGAAAUGGAUGAAUAUAAAAAUUGAUCGCUCUUUUUGAUAUGCAAAUCAAGUCAAAGGGAAAGUAAAAUCAACUAUUACAGCCUAUUCUUAAGUCGCGGCACAAGUCGAUUAAUAAAAUGGAUUUACAUAGAGAGUUACGAAUUGCUCUAACUGAAAAGAAAACAACAACUUAAUAACAGCCUGCAAACCACAAAGCUGAAACAUGUCAUGUAAGGCCCCUUUUAUGAGUACCGAACACGUAUUUUAGUCAAUGAAAGUAAUUAAAUAGGGCAGUUGAUUCAGACGUCGAAUAUAUGAUGGUGCCGAAUUUAACUCCGUUUGUUGUAAAUAUUCCCAGUCUCUAGAAAAAUGUUUAUCCAAUAUGGGUAAGGGUUUAUACAAUUAAUGCAUCAUACUCGGCACAUGUGAAAUGCGACUUCUAAAUCAAAUGUUGAACCUAAGUCGAAUUUUCGACUGUUUCAGUCGCAGAUUCAACAAAGUCGUAUUUAAUUUGAAACUGUCGAAUUUAGUUGAUUCAGACGUCCCAUCACAAAGCAGUUACCUCUCGAAUUAAAUUAGGCACAAGUGAAAAUCGACGAUUGAGCUGGGUAAUGAAACAGUGUCCAGUAUUACUAAAAAUACCGUUAGAUACGCAAUGAUACAUACCGCAUUUUAUAUAUUCCGGUAAACUUUGCUUUCAAUUUACCACAUUAUGUUUAUACUAGCUAUAUGCACCACAAAGGUAAGAAAAGAGAGUAAAAAGAAGAUUUUUAAAAAAGAGAAAAAAAAUAAGGUUUCGAAAAAUUUGCUUCAAGGGGAUUCAGAGAUCAUACCGAAGACCAUAACGAUGAAUACCUACAGGAAUUAGUUCACAAACUUACUACCAAUGCAAAACAUCUUAAAAUAGCACACUUAAACAUCCGUGGCUUAAGGAAAAAGAUGGACGAAUUACGAAUCCUUCUAAAGCUUUGCCGUUUCGACGUAUUCGGAGUAACAGAAACGCACUUGAACAGUGAAAUCAUCGACGGAGAAAUAGACAUAGAAGAUUACAAUCUCAUCCGAAGAGACAGACCAGGCAGACAAGGCAGGGGCUGUGUGAAAUAUUAUCGCAAGUCGCUGAAAGCAAUCCACCGACCGGACUUGGAAGAUGAACGAGUGGAAGGGAUAUGUAUGCAAGUAAAGGCUGACUAA